Centropristis striata (black sea bass) is the source of this 2145-nucleotide messenger RNA. RefSeq names its product nuclear factor 7, ovary-like. Gene Ontology annotation, molecular function: zinc ion binding; protein binding. The coding region runs from base 97 to 1476 and encodes 459 amino acids. NCBI's taxonomy places the organism in Eukaryota, Metazoa, Chordata, Actinopteri, Perciformes, Serranidae. The transcript is spliced from 2 exons. The record is from RefSeq and is a predicted model, not a curated record.
AGCAGCACAAGAACAAGAACGAGAACAAGAAUAAGCAGAAUAAGACGCAGAGCCCUUUCUGAGCAGAAGAAGAGAGAAAGGCUUCACUCAGACUAAAUGGCUUCCAGAUCGGAAAAGGAUCUCUGCUGCCCUGUCUGUCAGGACAUCUUCAGAGAGCCUGUUGUUCUGUCAUGUAGCCACAGCUGCUGUAAAGACUGUCUCAAGAGCUGGUGGAGAGGGAAACAAACACAGAAUUGUCCUCUUUGUAAGAGUCAAUCUUUGUUUGAACCACCUUUAAACCUGGUGUUAAAGAACCUGUGUGAGGCCUUCUUACAGGAGAGAGAUAUGAGAGCUACAGAGGCUCUCUGCUGUCUGCAUGCUGAGAAACUCAAACUCUUCUGUUUGGACCAUCAACAACCAGCGUGUCUUAUCUGCAGAGAUUCAGAAGAACACACCAACCACAGAUUCAGACCCAUCAAUGAAGUUACACAACAACACAGGAAGGAACUUCAGGAAGCUCUGGAGCCUUUAAAGGAGAAGUUAGAGGUUCUUGAACAAAUUAAAGUGACAUUUGAUAAAAUGGCAGAACACAUUCAGGUCCAGGCCCGACGCACAGAGACUCGGAUUAAGGAGCAGUUUAAGAAGCUUCAUCAGUUUCUAAAAGAGGAAGAGGAGGCCAGGAUCGCUGCACUGAGGGAGGAAGAGGAGCAGAAGAGUCAGAUGAUGAAGGAGAAGAUGGAGGCUCUGAGCAGAGAGAUAGCAGCUCUUUCAGACACAGUCAGAGCCACAGAUGACGAGCUGAGAGCUGAACACGCCUCAUUCCUGCACAACUACAAGGCUGCAGUGGAAAGAGUCAAACAGCAACCCCUGCUGGAGGAUCCACAGCUGCCCUCAGGAGCUCUGAUAGACGAGGCCAAACACCUGGGCAACCUGACCUUCAACAUCUGGAACAAGUUGAAGGACAUGGUCUCCUACAGUCCUGUGAUUCUGGACCCAAACACUGCUGGUACAGAACUCAUCCUGUCUGCAGAUCUGACCAGUGCAAGGCGAGGCAGGAGACAGGAAGUUCCUGAUAAUCCAGAAAGGGUUAAACCUAUUUGCGCUGUUCUGGGCUCAGUAGGCUUUACCUCAGGGACUCACAGCUGGGAUGUCGAGUUUGGAGACAGUAAAGCCUGGUUUUUGGGUUUGUUAGCAGAGUCUGUUGAGAGGAAAGGACUCAUACAGUCUGGAUUCCUGGGAAUAGGGCUCAGUCAAGGUAAAUGCUUAGUAUGGUCCUCAGGUUCACCCGCUAAUCCUCUGGAGCUUCUUCUGCCCUCCAAGGUCAGAGUGAAUCUGGACUGGAACAGAGGACAACUGUCAUUCUCAGAUCCUGAUACUAACACACACAUACACACCCUCACACACACUUUCACUGAGAGGAUGUUCCCAAUUAUUUUUAGUAGAAACCUGAAGAUAUUACCACAGAAGUUUUGUGUUACAGUGGAACAGACCAGUUAGAGACACAUGAUUAUUUUUCUGAUGUUGUGCAUUUCUUUAAGGAAACAGUCACUGGAUUUAGGAUCUGAAGUUUAAUCAGACCUCCUGCUGUCUCAGUAUUACAAAGACAUGUUUGUUUAUGUUGACAGCUUAAAAAAAGAUAAUUCUGUCUGUAAAAGUGUUUUUCUUCAAACUCAAAAUUUCUUCUUUGUCAUUUUAAGACCUGAAAUCCAAGAUGACAAAUCUGUUUUUGUACACACAUUUCCUCUUUUGAUUUUGUUCUUCGGGUUGACAGAAACAUAUAUUCUGUAGUGAAAGAAAUGGAAUAAACACUUUAUGCUCUUGUCAAGGUGGGAAGUUGUGAUGUUUUUUUCUACUACAAGAACAAUAUUGAAUAGGUGGCUUAAAAAAUUGUUACCAAUGGAACUACAAGCUGCCAAAAUAAACCCAGAAACAAAUAUAAUAUUCACAAUGUAUCCACUUUUGGGGAUUCAAUGAUACUUUUUUAUGAAAAUUAAAAUACCAGUAGUUGUUGAAUAGUAGUUUUAUAUUCAAUGUUACAUUGCAUAUAAAUGCCAUAAUUUAUAUUUUAUUGAAAUAUUUUCUUUGAAAAUGCAAUGUAUUUCCUGAUUGUUUUGUAUUGGAAAAAUAUAUUUGUUGAUUCAAAUUAAAAAUGCUGAAUUUUAAAAA